This is a messenger RNA of Aspergillus terreus NIH2624, 2313 nucleotides long. RefSeq lists its product as uncharacterized. The transcript has a single exon. The record is from RefSeq and is a predicted model, not a curated record. NCBI's taxonomy places the organism in Eukaryota, Fungi, Ascomycota, Eurotiomycetes, Eurotiales, Aspergillaceae. The coding region runs from base 1 to 2313 and encodes 770 amino acids.
AUGAGUGUGUCGGACAUACAUUCUGAGGAUGGCACACGUUCUGAACAGACCGAUGUUGCGUCCUUGAUAGAUCCAACCGGACCGGACGAUGUUGCAAGCCUGGAUGAGCGGUAUAGUGGCAGCGAGAUCGACGGGAAUGAAGAUGAGAGAUCGUAUGGAGACCAGUAUGGCUCGAAGAGCUAUAUCUCAGAGUCCCAAGAACUACCGCCUCUCUUCUCCCACUUCGGAGCCUCCAUCGACGACAGCAACCUCACCACCAAAACGGCAUUUCGCCAGUCAUGCGGGCCGAUCGAAUUCACUGAACCCGAGAAUUGGCCCGAGGCCGAGCGCAUAGACUCCAAACGAACGAUUCGCGUCUUAGAAGGGAAUGAGGUCGCCGAAGUCAAGUCUCAGAUCCCCGUCGAUCUGACAGACUGCACCUUGACAGCUACUGUCCAGCAGACAAUGACGAAGGAGAGCCUCGAUACUGAUAACCCGUUUCGAGUGCUAUAUGUUGGAAGCCCGGAGUUUCGCAACAUCGUCCUUGACAAGCUCGGUGAUGUUCUCGUGUCAAGUACUGGCAGCGGCUCUGUAAGCAGUUCGACCGAGUCUUCCAGAUAUCAUGUUGUUCCAACGUCGUUUGGCGCUGGUGCGGUCCCAAACUUUGCCGAACUUCUCCCGAUCCACGUCCAACUCAUAGUGGACGAGUGCUUCCAUGCAAUCUCUAUUGAUGACGGUUUUGGUGGCGCAGACGCUAUUGAUCUGAUGCUCAAGAACCGUCCGCUCUGCACGUCUUACUGGAAUGGAAGUGAAUAUGCGCUUUCGUCCGCGACCGAUUGGAUGCUGCCAGACAUUGCUAUCAUCUUUGUCUCCAGUUCGGAUACUGCCGCUACUGAGAAGACGCAAAAGCUAGUGCGCAUCUUCAUGGAACGACAUGGUAUUCCAGUCAUGUUUAUCUCCGAAAAACCCCUGUGGAAUAUGAACAAGGAACUGCCCAUCAACCCACAUACUCUCCAUAUGUGCUUGGAGUCCCGACACUCUCCGACGGGGGAGAACUCGGUUCUGAGACGCUACCCGAUCGAUUUGAAGACGUUCGAGAGUAUUACGCCGGGGCAACUGAAUAGAAAUCUUGCUUCCUUGGCCAAGAUCUACCCCAAGAAGACCCGCCAAGUUAUAGCUGAGAUGAACGAAAAGGGCACCAUCUUCCACGACCUUAUAGAUUAUAUGAGCAAGACGCUCCCUUUUUCCUAUUUGAAUAUUGACCCCGAGUGUGCGAGGUAUAGUUCUUACCUGAUUGUCAUGUCUGCCUUCGCAGUUUUCUUUAUUUCUGCGUCGAUCAUCCUAGGCAGCUGGAAAGCUUCCAUGUUGGAUCCCACACGUGCGGCUUCUAACCUGACGACAUUCCCUUCUUCCAAUAUGGUUGCCACCAGCACAGUACCGACAUCACUUCCAUCAUCCUCUGUCCAAUCUCCCGUUCUGGGCAGACAUGCCACUGGUUCGCUCGAUGAUCUGAUGAGGGGAACAGCCUCAAUCUCUGAGCAAGAGGAGAAGUCAAGUGAUUUUGAGAUCCAGGUGGUUGGCGACUGUCACCUGGCCAUCAAAUCGCCAAGCAGGUAUCCUGGUGGAAAGAAACAUGCCAAGUUCAGUGUUCAGGUCACCAGACAGGAGAAACCACUUCCAUAUGAACUUUCCCAGCUGUUCGAUGGGGUAUACACGUUGAAGCUGGACCGGGGCGAUGCAUACGGCAUCAUAAAUAUCACCAUUACUACCGCCUCCCGGCCAGCUCUGAAACAGACCACAUCCGUGGACUUUGGAACGCCGUGGCUGAAGAUCGCAAACUGGAAACGCGCGGCACAGGCUAUUAGUGCCCAGCUCAUGAGAGACUUUACUAGCGCGCAAACAGGGCUGUCCGAAGUAUAUGGUCGCUUAAGCACCGAUCUUCAGGUGCUCAUGGGCGAUGUGGUCAAACGAGCACAUGUCCUUCGGCGAGAUGCCGAACUCCUCGGGCAAGAGUCUGCACAGGUCUCGCAGGGAACAAAGGAAUUAGUUCUCUCCCGAUCGAAACAGCUGUCUGAAGUGGUUCGGCGCACCGCGGUGCAGCCGUUUUUGGCCGCUUCGUCCGUACUUCAGGGACAUACGCAUAAGGUGAACCGGGAAGCGAGGGAGAUGAUGAGUGACACGUGGAACCGACUCAACGCGCGAGCCCAAGGCUUCGAUCUCAGCCUGAUGAUGGAGCGUGUGCGCAAUGCAAGAAAGUGUACGGCUCUGGACCGAGCGCAGAAGAGAGCAAGGAGUCUGAUGCGACAGAAGAAAUGUUCCCGAACGAAAGUGUGA